Brassica rapa (field mustard) is the source of this 3694-nucleotide messenger RNA. RefSeq names its product putative RING-H2 finger protein ATL21B. Gene Ontology annotation, molecular function: polysaccharide binding. The record is from RefSeq and is a predicted model, not a curated record. Lineage: Eukaryota; Viridiplantae; Streptophyta; Magnoliopsida; Brassicales; Brassicaceae.
AUGAGACUGGUUAAACUCGUUAAUACAUUUGUGCUUUAAUAUAAACUAGUAAUCACUUCUCCCUUGGUACCGCGCGAACAACAUUAUGAUAUCCUCAAAACACCUAUUCCCUUUAGGUUUCUUCCUUAUCUUCCUCUUCCCUCUCCGACACGCCUCUAAAAAAUGUUCAUCUUCUUUUUAUAUACCACAUAGAUGCGGACCCUUAGAAGCCCCCAUCCGUUUCCCUUUAUGUGACCAUGCAGGAUUCAAUCUCCACUGCACCGAUCUCAAUAAGACCGUCCUAGAACUUCCAAUGUCUGGAACAUUUCUUGUCCGUAAUAUCGACUAUUACAAGCAACAAAUUUAUAUCAGUGACCCCGAAAACUGUUUGGCUAAACGGCUUUUAACGUUCAACAUGUCAGGAUCUCCUUUCUCUAGUCGCUUCAGUAUCUUCUACACGUUCUUUUCUUGUCCUAAUGAUGUCGUCUUGCCCUUUUCAUAUCGGUCCAUUCCUUGCUUAAGCAAUUCUACCUCAUCCUUCUAUGUCACGACUAAUUAUGCUUUUGUAGAGAUUAUGUUUCCUUCUUGUCAGAUCGUGAAGAGAUUACAUGUCCCAUCACCGUUUGGAGAAAUAGAAUUCUUGAGUUACGUCGGCAAUGAAAGCCUCAUGCUUGAAUGGCUCUCACCAAAUUGUAGAAGUUGUGAAAUGGAAUACUUGAGAUGUGGGUUCAAGAAAAAGUCAUCCCUCGAAGUCAAAUGCUUUGGUUCUAAAGAACCCGGUCACUUGAGUAGUGGAGUGCUAACCGUAAUUAUAAGUUUCUCCAUAAUCGGAGCAGUCACCCUCUUUGGAACUUGUAUUGCUAUCCGCGUCUACAAUUCCCCAAGACGAGGACAUUCGGCUAUUGCAGCAGCAGCAACGGUAUGGCAGCAACCAAGAGAGGUUAUGGCGGCGGUGAGGGGUCUUGACCAGUCUACAAUAGAAACGUACAAGAAAGUUGAGUUGGGACAAAGUAGAAGGCUUCCAGGAACUAAUGGUAUUAUAUGUCCGAUUUGUUUAUCGGAAUAUGCGAGCAAAGAAACCAUACGGUUCAUGCCGGAGUGUGACCAUUGCUUCCACGUGGAAUGUAUUGAUGUGUGGCUCAAGAUUCAUGGUUCAUGCCCUCUUUGUCGGAACUCGCGCAAGUGAAAGAAAGAAUAAUGGACUUGCAGUAUAAAACUGAUUGGAGAAUGAGUAUAAUAACCUCAUGAUCAUUUGUAUUAUAUAGUGUUGGUAACAUUCAUAAUACUUUAGAUGUUUGGAUCCUAACAGGUGCUUGUGUGAAUAAGAAGUGUCUUAGCCUUACAAGGAAUGCCACUGGUUUUGAUAAACAUAUUAAAUGUUUCUAUGAAGUGAGGACGUAUGUUAUGAUUAAAGAUUUAAUUAAUUGAUAUCGUUUUGAUUUUGUCACAUUUUCUUAUCCGAGUAACCGUUGUUUUCCAGUGCAUAUAAGAAUGUGAGCAUGUCUGCACCAGAUUAAUCGAUUCAUGGCUUAAAAUGCACAUGGUUUAUGUCCGUAAUCCGUAUGGAAAAUUUUCUUUUCAGGCAUGCACUAACCCCAGCCACAAACCCUAUGAAUAUCAGAACUAACGAUGUGCAAUGACAGCAAAUUUACGAACAAAAGAAUCAGAGAUUAUCACUCUAUUGAACCACAAAUCUUCUAUAAUAUCUCACAAUUAAAAUAAAAAAUAGUUUAAAAGUAAGUGGAAGAAAAGAUAGAUAGUUUCUUAUUUGAGAAAACACAUAUUCCACUUUCAUAUGUUUAUGAGAAACCUAUACUAGUCAAUUUAUCUAUUAGUUUUUCUUAAUCGAGUUAUUCAUGCAAAUUUUGGUUAUUCAAGUCAAACGUUUCAAUUUUAUUAUAAACGUCUUCCAACAUUUUGAAUAGAGCAGCUAUUUAUUAAUCAUUCGUCUUAUAUACUUGUUUCAUCGUCGCACUUCAUAGUUCAUAUCUUGAAAAAGAGAAUGUUAGCUCAUAUAUAUUUCAAUAGUCUUUUUGGUUGAUUAAAUACCAUUUUCUUUACAACCGCAUGUAAUAAAUAUUUGUUGUAGGGUACUUGUCUGAAUCAUGCCUUUAUCGAGUCAAAGCUUUAUAUAGAAACAAAUGUGCUUCUCAAUCUUUGCUCUUCAUCUCACUUCAUUUGGUCUAUUUCCAAAUGUGACAUAAUAUUACAGAGAUAAACCCUUGAAAUAUAUACCUAAACCGGUCUCGAGAUGCGGUUAAAGCAUAUUCAUAAUCAAUAUAAGUAAAUUUAAUUAGCAAAAUAAGUAGGUUACCGGACCACAUCGGACCACAAGACGCACAACCAUACGGUGCUGUGCCCACUUUUCACAACAUUAUUAUCAGACCAAAGGAAUAUACAUAGAGAUUUGUUAUCACGAACUAACUAUACUCCUCUCUAGUCUUCCUUUCACUCUCUCGUUUGAUUAUAAUAUUACUCCUAUUAUUUUUUUUGGUGUUUUCUCUACCAACCUUUCUCUCUUAUAACAAACUUUCAAAUGGAAAUGUUUGAGAUUUUCUUGCAAAGAAAAAGGAAUCACUAGUGUUAUUAUUGUAUUGUUAUAUUUUUAAUUUAAUAAAUCUCUUAGUACAGAUUUGACGACUGUUUUUUUAUGCAUUUAUAUAAAAGAAAAUAUUUCAAUUUAGCGAUAUAAGUUGUACAUAUUACAGCAUACUGUAGGGGCAUAGUCGUAUUUUCCAAGGUCAAACAACGAGGAAGCUCCUUCCUUCAUCCAACGGUCUGUUAACUAUAGGGAAAUUUACAACCGCAAGUCAAAGGUUUAAAGAUGUUAUUAAAUUAAGUAGUUAUGGUUGUAUCUGUCGUUCUUCCUCCUGAUGAACCAGGCCGUUGAAGCACAACAGUACAGUGUGUACUACAAGCCUACAGAUUCGCUGUCUGUACAUCGAGUUGAUACAUUACUAGUUAUAUUUAAUAAUUGAGUGAGAUAAUAUUAAUAAGUAAAUUAUUGUAGGAAUUAAUCAGACACGCGCAGUUAUAAAAUAAUCUGUUUGAUUUUCUUUUCUUCUUCGAGCCCCUAUCUUUCUCUCACUCUUUCUUUAUAGGAACAACAAAAACAAAGCUGUUAAAAACAUCUCCUUAUUUCUCGAGAUUUCUUCUCUUUGUGCUCGUGUCGAAGACCACAAACUGUUUUAUUCUUUUUGUUCCGACAAGACUGUAAAAUGGAUAGACGUCGCAGGAAACAGAGCAAGGCCAAAGCGUCAUGUUCCGAAGAAGUGAGUAGCAUCGAGUGGGAAACUGUGAAGAUGUCGGAGGAAGAAGAAGAUCUCAUUUCUCGUAUGUAUAAACUCGUUGGAGACAGGUGGGAAUUGAUAGCCGGAAGGAUACCGGGACGGACACCGGAAGAAAUUGAAAGAUAUUGGCUUAUGAAACACGGAUUCGUUUUUGCCAGCAAACGAAGAGAAUUUGUUAGGAAAUGAUUUUUAAUGCAUUUUCCUCUCCUUAAUUCACAAGACAAGAAACAAAUGAGAAGUAGUAGUUGUCCUUUUUGAGUUACUAUUUUAGGAUGUAUAAUUAUCUAUAUAUAUAAAAACAGGACUGGUUAAGGUCGUAGCAUUUUAGUUGGUGAAAUGUAAUGUUCUUCUGGCAUUAAGCAUAGAUUAUGAGACUCUAGAUUAUGAGUGUAAUUUCAGGUUUAGAUUGAGUAUAAUUUUGCCGA